CUGACAUGGAUUUUAUGUGUUUCAUUCUCAGCCUGCUGUGAUGAAUCAGGGAACAAUCCGUCCAGCUGCCAACUUUGAUGCCAUGAGAGAUGCAGAAAUUCUCCGUAAAGCAAUGAAGGGGUUUGGGACAGACGAGCAGGCUAUUGUGGAUGUUGUGGCCAACCGAUCCAAUGACCAGAGGCAAAAAAUCAAAGCAGCAUUUAAGACCAUGUAUGGCAAGGAUUUAAUCAAAGAUCUCAAAUCAGAAUUAAGUGGAAACAUGGAAGAACUGAUCCUUGCCCUGUUCAUGCCACCUACCUAUUAUGAUGCCUGGAGUUUACGGAAUGCAAUGCAGGGUGUAGGAACUCAGGAACGUGUCUUAAUCGAGAUUUUAUGCAUAAGAACGAAUCAGGAAAUCCGAGAAAUUGUCAGAUGUUAUCAAUCAGAAUUUGGACGAGAUCUUGAAAAGGAUAUUAGGUCUGAUACAUCAGGACAUUUUGAACGUUUACUUGUAUCCAUGUGCCAGGUGAGUAGAGCAUGGAGUGUUGGUGGAAGGAACUUUUUUCUUAUUGCCUAUUGCCAGUGAGCAUUCUUUAUUCCUUUUACUAUUUAUCCCCCUUGGAAUA
Molecule: messenger RNA, 605 nt
Organism: Tupaia belangeri chinensis (Chinese tree shrew)
Lineage: Eukaryota; Metazoa; Chordata; Mammalia; Scandentia; Tupaiidae
Product: annexin A7-like
Exons: 4
Coding region: 41-565 (174 amino acids)
Cellular component (GO): vesicle membrane; nucleus; cytoplasm
Molecular function (GO): phosphatidylserine binding; calcium-dependent phospholipid binding; calcium ion binding
Source: RefSeq, a predicted model, not a curated record